GUACCAACCCUGCCAGCAACCCGCCAGGUUGUCCUCGUGACCAACCAUGCACGACCACCCCCAGACAAAUUAGCCUAGCCUAACCCCCGGGGAGCUGGCCUGACGUCAUCAUAUCCCAACUCAACCAAUCGGAUGUGCCGCCAUGUGACUGCCGCCAGCCAAUGGCAUGCUAGUCCCGGCCUGACAUGGAAAAACACAUACAACAGACAAACGAUCGGCUGCAGUGUAUAAAGCAGCAUCUCAGCAACCCAGGAGGAUUCCAGAGUGCGGCCAGGGAACUGUUGGAGUGGUGUUCCGACCAGAGGGCCUUCCAGCUGCAGUUUGAGGACAGUCUUAUGGGCUGUCUGACGGUUGUGUACAAGGUAGCCUCGCAGCCCGGGUAUGACUUUGACUUGGGCUACCGACUUCUUGCAGUCUGCUCAUCCCACAAGGACCUCUUCUCCCCCAAGGCAGCCAGCCAACUGAGUGAAUGGUGUGAGGUACUCGGCCAGUCUUUAUUGCUGCGCCACCCCAAGAAUCGACCCCCUGACGGCAACAAAGGUCAGCCACCACCCAGCGCCAGCAGCAUGCACCCGCAGAUGCACAAGGCCAUGCAGCCGAUGCACCCUGGUGGAGACCCAAAUGCAGGAUGGGGAGGACCAAAUCCAGGCCAGACUCAACUGAAUGUUGUCACCACCAUCUUCCCAGUACACACGACACAGAGUGGACCAUUUACACACAACACACCCGGCUUUGCCAACACGACCAUGACUGGAGCAUCUGGUCAUGGUCAGCCGCCCCAGGGGUACCCCAGCAUGAACAAACCUGGCUACAACCCCCAAGCUAUGGCACCCUACAAUGGCUACCCACCCACCCCUAACACACCUGGCUCUAACCAGCCGCAGAUGUCAGGUGGAGCCCCCAACGACUACACGGCCCCGCCUGGAGCACUUUCAGCAGCGGCCUAUGUGGCUGCAGCUGCAACGGCCACAGCUACAGCCACGGCCACAGCUAGCAUGGUGGCCAUCCAGGAACAGCAGAAUCAGCAGCAGAUGAACAUCAACAUGCAAAUGAACAUGAAUAACCAGUACGCAUCUGGCAUGCAGUAUAUGGAAUCUUAUCCUCAGAUGCCACCCAACCAGCAUCAAUAUGGGCCCCAGUAUCCACCUGGUAUGCCAGGCCAGAGACAUCCGGGGCCCCCCAUGUCUAUGGGGGGUGGCCCAUGUCCAGGCCCUAUGAAGCCAAACAUGUACCACAGACGACCAGCCCCCUACCAUAACCCUUACAUCCAGAAGAGACCACCAAUGUAUCAAAAUGGUGCACAGAUGGAGUUUGUCUCUGGUGGUCCCGGCCCACAUGGCCCCUACAUGCCACAUCAGCAAUACACAGGCAAGCCUGGCUACCCUCCGGCCCAGCAGCCCCUACCCUCCCCCACGUAUGUGAUGCCCCAGGGCAUGACACAGAUGAGGCAGGGAGGACCUUCACCAUACCCCAAUGGUCAGCACCCGUACAUGACGCAAGGGCAAUACGGUCAUCCCCAGCGACCUACAGGCCCAACGCCAAACUAUAGCCAAUACCCUGGGCAAACACCCAAUAGCUUCCCACACUCGCCCAUACCUGGCAACCCAACACCACCAAUCACACCCGGGUCAGUACCAGGUUAUCCAGGUGAUAUGAAACCCAGUUAUCCACCGGAUGUAAAACCCAUGGUUGUCAAAUCAAGUCCUGACGAAUUACGGCUUACAUUCCCUGUAAGAGAUGGAGUUGUCUUACCUCCAUUUCGGCUGGAACACAAUCUGGCAGUUAGUAACCAUGUGUUCCAGUUGAGAGACACAGUGUACAACACACUUAUGUACAGAUCUGACCUUGAACUGCAAUUAAAAUGCUUCCAUCAUGAAGACCGUCAAAUGAGUACCAACUGGCCAGCAUCUGUCACGGUCAGCGUCAAUGCCACACCCUUGAACAUUGAAAGGGGUGACAACAAAUCAACACAUAAACCACUUUACCUCAAGGAAGUCUGCCAAGCAGGGCGCAACACCAUACAGAUCACAGUGACUGCAUGCUGCUGUUCUCACCUGUUUGUGCUUCAACUAGUCCACCGGCCGAGUAUCAGAUCAGUGUUACAAGGCUUGUUGCGGAAACGUUUGUUACCUGCUGAACACUGUAUCACAAAAAUCAAAAGAAAUUUCUCCAAUGUCCCACCUAACAAUGCAGUGAAUGGAGAAGAUGGGGUAGAACAAACAGCAAUUAAAGUACCAUUGAAAUGUCCUAUCACAUGCCGGAGAAUAACAUUACCAGCUAGAGGGCAUGACUGUAAACACAUACAGUGUUUCGACCUUGAAUCCUACCUACAGCUAAAUUGUGACAAAGGCUUAUGGAAGUGCCCAGUGUGCAAUAAAUCAGCACUGCUGGAAGGCCUGGAAAUUGACCAGUACAUCUGGGGCAUUUUAACAAAUAUGACAAAUCAACAGUUUGAGGAGGUGACCAUCAACCAAACAGCCAGCUGGAAGCCUGUCCCUAUCAAAUCUAUGGUCAAAGAGGAAGAUAGUGGUAGGUCCAGCUGUCCUAGUCUCCUGUAUGGAAAUCCAGAUUCUUGUCAAAAUAGUUGGAUGAAGGCUAUGUCACCAUCGAGUAUGCAGUUGCCAACAAUGACAUCUUGGGAUGCAGGACCUCAGGCAUCUCCCUAUAACCUUCCACCCCCAUCUACACCUGGAGAUCCAAUGAGCCAGGGUUUAAGGCAUCCAGACCCCUCAAGACCCCCAAGCAACAAUCACAUGACCCCUCGUCCAUCAUCACAACCUCAUCCACAGAACGGCAGCCUCAGCAACUUAUCCCACCCAUCCCCCGGCAACAACAACACAUCAUCCACCCCCAACAACUGCAACAACAACCUAAGUAAUGGUAUCUCUAACAAUAGUAUGAACAGCUCAUUACCAACUGACUGUCAUUCGUUAGGGGAUCUGAACUUUGACCCAACAGCAAUCAUUAAUGGAGACACGAGUGCUGCUCAGGGGCUUGAUUUGUUGGCAGACAAUCUCAGUGAUAUGGAGUUAUUGACUGCGUAUUUGGGACCCUCAGAUUCUACGGGCGACAAUGGACAGAACUCUUCUAGCACUGGGGAUGACCUGUUAGCUUUGUUUGAGAACUAGAGCAAACGUUCUUUCAUCAACCUGACCCAACAGUUCUGCUGAAGACUUUUGCCAGUCGAAGCUGCAAGUCUCAGGCUUACUUUUGAUUGUUAGCAGAACUUGGCACCGUCACAAAUGACAUUUCAUUUGCCCACUGAUUUGAGUGUUGCAGCGUGGUUGUAUUUACUUGAUAGUCCGUGGUGAGAUGCUAUGCAUUUCUUCAAACCAUCGCCCAGUGAGCAACACAUUUGUUCGGCAAUGAAGCUAUUUUAAUACAAAAAAUUCAAGCUAAAACCAAAGUGAGACUGACCUUAUUACUGACCCAUCAUCAACCUGACAUAAAGGCACAUGCAGUAGAAGCCAAGAGUACAAAUUCUACAUUCAUCUUCGCAUAGGUGAAGUGCCUACCCCAUGAAAACUGUCAUGGUUUGGCUCCUGAUCUGGCUUGUCAACAGCCAUCAACCCUUGUACACUUGUAGGGAUUAUUCACUGGAUUACAUGCCUGUCUCUGCUGGAGCCACUGCAAGUGAUUGUGAAACUGUUGUGAUUUCAUUCAGUAGCCAUGGAGUAUAAUGCUACCAAACAACAAGCUAACUUUACAACAGGAGAUUUAAAACACCCUCCUUGCCUUCAAGGCUGGGGAAAGACUGAGAAAAAAACUAGCAAAUGUUAAAACUUGAGAUCUUUUAUCACAGUUGUGAAUCUCACAGCUCUGUGCCACCAAUGAUAUCGCCAGGGACAAGUAUUCUGCUGGUUCACUUGUACUUGACAACCUCGCAAGCAGAUUUUCACCCCUCACCCUGCUAACCAAUCAAAAAAAUGACAAGUACUACAAUCACCAAUCAGACUUUAAAUAUGCACAUAUGGAUAAAAGUGCUUUCAUCCUUCGUCAAGGUGGGACUAGACAAAGGGGGUUCUGCUUUAAAUUACUUAUCUUCGUAUUCGCAAGAGUGAGAGCCCAUGGCUCAAGAUUCCAAAACUAUUUUUUAAAAUGUGGAACAGUUUUUAGAGUGUGUUACAUAUUUGUAGUCCUCCUUACUUACUUGAAACAGACUAAAGCUGGGAUAUAAACAAUUCUUAGUUGGAUGACCUGUUGUUGAAACUAAUCUCAUUGUGUUGGCUAUGUGUAAGGAGAAAUAAAAUUGCUGUUUAAAACAUAACUUUAAUCUAAAAGACAGUCAUUUUGAUUUGGACUAUAUAUAUUAUAAAUAUAUAUAUAUAUAGUUAAUUUUAGAAUGAUGAACUAUAUAAAUUAAAUGCAAUGGCAAACUAAAAUGAGUUUGAAUAACCUUCUGUGUAACAGUUUAUUAAAUUUAUUAUACUGUUCACUUUAAAUUGAUUUACAAUUAACAUUUAUUUGAUCUGAUCACAGUAAAUAUAGCAACUACUUGCACUGUUUAAAAAUUUUCAGCAUAGGAUUAAAUAAACGUAAUGUGCUAUAUAUUCAGAUUUUGAUUAAAAGAUCUCUCACUAGAAACUGUUUAAAUUUUUAAAAAAUUUUUCAAGUGUAAUAUCAAUUCAGCAAAGCUCAUCUGAUUCUAUAGUGUUUAUUCUGUAUUGUAAUUGUAUUGAUAUUUAAAAUUCAGGAAUGAGUUUAAAUAGGAAUAAAGAAAUAAAUUGCAAUAGCUGAUGUGCAGUUAAAACAUGAAGUAAUUGUUUUAAGAGCAGAUUGUUUUGCUGUAUACAUUUGAUUAAUUUCACUAUAGUCAUUUCAUUACCUCAUCAAAAUUUUGUUAAAUAGACAGUUCAUAUUACAAGUCUUACAACUGAAAAUAAAAGCGAUAGCAAUUAGAAAUAGUAUUCAAAAGUUUUAAUAUAACUUUUUUGCCAUUAAAAAAAAUGUGUGUAUAAAAUUUAAGUGUCCGCAGACACUUUAUUAGAUUAUGAAUAUAACUUUUCUGCUAUGUAUAAAGCUCAGGGAAUAGCAAGAAUAACAAUCAAGAGAAUCCAUUUUUUUAAUAAAUAAUUCAGUAACUUUAAAGACAGUGCACUCGGCUAUAUUUAAUAUUUAUUGUCAAAAGCAAGAAGCAUAAAAUAUUUAAAUAGUAUUUAAUGUAGAGAGUAUUUAUAGCAAUGUAUUUUCAUUAUAUAAAUUUACUAAUCAAAUAUUCACUGCAGUUGAAGAUUUACUUUUCUUUGUUACUGUAAAAAAAAUAAUUUUAUUUUUCAGUACUGAAGGAUUUGUGUGUGCUUUAUGUUAAAUAUUUGGCUAACAAAUUAACUUCUAAAUUUAAAAAAAAAACUGAUGGAACUGGUAGGUUCCUAGGCAGCAAAUCACAACAGCACUUCAUCAUCCCAGUCACCUGAAAGUUCAUCACAAAGAUCUAUGUUUAUACAUUGGUUUUAUCAUAUCAGAAUUUCUCAUGACAUUUUAUUAUCAUCACGUUUUCAUAACAUUUAUUUUAAAAGUAUUUAAAUUUGGCUCUCAGUGGCCAUCCAGGCAACCAUUUUUUCUUGUGUUACAUGAUUGUUGUACAAAGUUUUAUCAUUAUUUUAAAUAUCUAUACAUAUUAUCUACAAUAUCUGUAAAUGAAUGUCUUGUACAGGAUUUUAUCAAUGUUUUGAUUUUAUUCUACUAUUUGUUGUCCAACUAGCAAAUUACAUAGCAAUAUCUGUUUCCUUUUUUAAAACAAAUUUUAAAUAUAUCUAUGAUGAUAAACGUUGGUUGAGUUAUUUUAGUGUUUAGAAAAUUUGGACACGAUAAGCAAUUCAGUCUGUCCUAUAUAUAUUUUUUAAAUCAAAAUACUUUUAAAGGACGGUGACAUUUGUGAAUUUUUAAACUGACCCAUUCUUUUAAAUAAAAAGGUUUGGUUACUUUAAAUCUAUCAAAAUCUGAUAAGAAAGUUAAUUUUUAAAUAAAUGUUUAAAAAAUGUUGGAAUUUUUAUAUGGAAUAAGAAGAGAUACAAGUAUUUGUUUAAUAAAUAGCAUUUUUGACGAUGAGAAGGAAUCUUUUCUCAGACAUAUUACCAAAAUGUUGCAGAAUUUCAAUACUAUAUGCAGACAUUUUCUUUAUUUUUAGAUAUCUUUUAAAAUUUGUCAGUAAAAGAACAAAAAAAUCCUGUGUGUGAAGGGAUUCAAUUCAAAUAAAAUCAUCUUUUGUUUAACAAUCCUAUAAAUUUCUGAGCCUAGCCCCUAGUGCUCUAAACCACUGCAAGCAAGCAUUGAGUAAAGCUUUGUUACAAUCAAGGACUGGCAUGCACUGUUUCCCUGGAAUUAAAUACUUUCAACAGCAUGGUAAAACAUAUACAAUACUAUUGUCUUUCUAAUUAUUUUCCCCAUUUAAAUUUUAUCAUGUUUUUAGAUAUUCUCCCAGGUUUAAUUAUGAUUUGUUUCAAAAGCUAUUUCCCUAAUUUAUCAUGUUU
This is a messenger RNA of Physella acuta, 6470 nucleotides long. RefSeq names its product zinc finger MIZ domain-containing protein 1. The record is from RefSeq and is a predicted model, not a curated record. NCBI's taxonomy places the organism in Eukaryota, Metazoa, Mollusca, Gastropoda, Physidae. Gene Ontology annotation, biological process: protein sumoylation; regulation of transcription by RNA polymerase II. Gene Ontology annotation, molecular function: SUMO ligase activity; zinc ion binding. Gene Ontology annotation, cellular component: chromatin.